Molecule: messenger RNA, 1044 nt
Organism: Blumeria graminis f. sp. triticale
Lineage: Eukaryota; Fungi; Ascomycota; Leotiomycetes; Helotiales; Erysiphaceae
Source: the annotation of a GenBank genome assembly
AUGGAAAAAAACCAACAAUGGCCAAGUGUUGAAGAAAUAAUAGCGCAUCCAUCAUUCCCAGAUGCUAUAUGGAAGCUCACACCCUCGCAAAAGGGCAAUCAUGCGGUAGCUGCUGGAAGAGGCGGCCCUUUUAAUAUCGAUUGGGAAGUUCAUGGAAGUGGUGACAUUAAGCUAGUUUGGGUCAUGGGUCUAGGAAGUGUCAAGAGCUCCUGGCAAAGACAAACAUUGAGAUUUGGACACGAUGAACAUAACCGAUACUCAUCUCUGGUAUUUGAUAAUCGAGGUAUGGGCAAGUCGGACAAGCCGUUAAUGCGCUACUCUACCAGCGAAAUGGCGAAGGACGUGAUUGAGCUUCUUGAUCAUCUUGGGUGGAAUGAGAAACGCCAACUCCACGUCUCUGGAGUCAGCAUGGGCGGCAUGAUAGCUCAGGAGAUCGCUUAUCUAAUUCCUGACCGAAUCUCUUCGCUGAAUCUCUUAUCAACUGCAGCAUACAUCGAGAACACAACAUCGUUUGUUGAGAACAUGCAGACUCGAAUCCGCAUGCUCAUCCCAAAGUCACUCGAUCGUUCCGUUAGGGAAGCCAGCCAAUCAUUGUUUCCUGACACAUGGCUGGCAGCUCCAGAUAACACAGCUGUUCCAACGCCUACCUCGCCCAUGGUUAUCUUUCCACCUUCUGGGAAGUACGGUAGCUUUAGCACCAAUUACGAACGAUUUUCGGCAUCGGAAAUUACCAAACGCUCGGACAUAGAAUCUUUCGGAAGAACGGGAUUUAUUCUACAGCUGAUCGCCGCAGGAUGGCAUCAUAAAUCCCCUGAACAGCUAAAAGAGAUUGGCGACAAGGUUGGAAGAGAACGGAUUAUGGUAAUGCAUGGAACUGCCGAUAGGAUGAUCAGUGUCCACCAUGGCAGAAAAUUGAUAGAGUUUCUUCAACCUGGGACAGGAAUUAUUAAGGAAGGCACUGGUCACGUGUUCAUGGUCGAGGAAUGCGAAUAUCAUAAUAAGAUAAUUGAGGAAAUGUUUCAAAGAGGAGAGAGCUCAAAAUAA